CGAAGUCUUUGGAUCAACCAGAGUGGUACUCUCAGUGUCGCGUCUCCAUCAUCGAAUCCUUAUCAGAUCUACCUGCAGUCGGCUCCGCAAUAGUCGACCCAUACCCACGCCUAUCACAUCCGCAGCAGGGCCGUUGUCCCGAAUCUAAUUCGACGUUUCGUCGGCAACUCUCCGAGGAUGAUGGAAUACGCACAAUACCAGCAACAACCGCAAAGCGCACAUUCACAACCGCACAUUCAGACGGGGUAUCCCACCUCCGCAGGCGGCAACAGCAUUACUUCCCCAUCGACUCAACACCUCUCCCAAACAUCACCGAUUCUCCCGUCGCAGCAACAUCAGCCCUCGCCAACACAGCCGCACAGCAUGUAUCAGCCAGGAUAUGGGGUGGCCCAACAAAACAUGCACUAUGGCCUACAAGGGAUGCAGGCUGCUGCCAUGGCUGCCACCGCCGCCGCCGCCGGGUCAUCGUAUCCGUACAUGCCUGGGGAUCCUAGCCUGCAGCAGUCGCCGAGGAUGUCAGGUGUUGGCGCCAAGAAGGAUGCCAGGGCAGGGCCACGUUCGCCGCAGCAGAUGGCCAACAUCCCUCAACAGCGGAGGCUUAGCCAAGUCGCCAGCCCCGGCGUCCCGAACGCGCCCACGAUGCUGAACCACGGCGGGCCCCGCACGGCGGUUCCCCCUCCCAUGUCGGCUGCGCAGCAGAUGCCGCCGCCGCAGUCCCCCGAGAUGGCGUCUGGAGCUGUCGAGGAGUCGCCCCUUUACGUCAACGCCAAGCAAUUCCACCGGAUCCUCAAGCGACGGGUGGCCCGGCAGAGAUUAGAGGAGGCGCUUCGGCUCACUAGCAAAGGCCGCAAGCCCUACCUGCACGAGUCGAGGCACAACCAUGCCAUGCGCCGGCCUCGCGGGCCCGGUGGGCGCUUCCUAACAGCCGAAGAGGUUGCGCAGAUGGAGAGGGAGAAGACGGGUGGCGGACCCGGUGAGAAGACGGAGGAGUCGCCGGUGAGCACCAAGACUGCGACGGGUGGCACGAAGCGCAAGUCGGAAGGCGGCGCGAGCGGGCCGUCGAAGAAGACAAAGCGGGCGAUAUCGACUCCCGAGGACGACGAAGACGAAGACGAAUGAUGACGGAGGCGGCGAGGAUGGAAGAAGAGAGAUGCGGCCGAGGUGUAUGCCCCUUUUAUAUGUCCCAAGACAUGUCAUGAAGUUACGACAAACCCCCCUUACUCUUUGUUUAUCUAAACCGGGAUCGCGCGCGCGCAAAGCGGAAUGAGUUUGGCGAGGAGUCAGUGGGCCGAGCGAGACGGCGUGUUUCGAGUGUUUCUUUUUUUUUUUCCCUUUCAGAUUGGGCAACGCUUGCUCGGGCAUUUUCUGUGCAUCAACACGGCAGCUCUCGGGAGCGACCACUCGUUUUCGGUUUCGAUCGUGUUUUGGUUUCUUGUUCUGGUUGGCGAAGCGGCUCGGG
Molecule: messenger RNA, 1459 nt
Organism: Chaetomium fimeti
Lineage: Eukaryota; Fungi; Ascomycota; Sordariomycetes; Sordariales; Chaetomiaceae
Product: CCAAT-binding transcription factor (CBF-B/NF-YA) subunit B-domain-containing protein
Exons: 1
Coding region: 178-1119 (313 amino acids)
Biological process (GO): regulation of transcription by RNA polymerase II
Cellular component (GO): CCAAT-binding factor complex
Molecular function (GO): DNA-binding transcription factor activity, RNA polymerase II-specific
Source: RefSeq, a predicted model, not a curated record